Acyrthosiphon pisum (pea aphid) is the source of this 1463-nucleotide messenger RNA. RefSeq names its product endoplasmic reticulum aminopeptidase 2. The coding region runs from base 192 to 1436 and encodes 414 amino acids. The record is from RefSeq and is a predicted model, not a curated record. Gene Ontology annotation, biological process: proteolysis; peptide catabolic process. Gene Ontology annotation, cellular component: cytoplasm; membrane. NCBI's taxonomy places the organism in Eukaryota, Metazoa, Arthropoda, Insecta, Hemiptera, Aphididae. Gene Ontology annotation, molecular function: peptide binding; metalloaminopeptidase activity; zinc ion binding. The transcript is spliced from 5 exons.
CUUCUAACUGAAAUGGGUUUAUAACACUCUAAUACUGUAAAAACGUAAUAUUUUGUCGCAGAUGGUUAGCUAUAACAUAUUUCGAGGCAUUGGGCGCACGAAGAGCUUUUCCCUGUUUUGACGAGCCUGAGUAUAAAGCAACCUUCAAGAUAAAGUUGAGUUAUAAAAAAGGAUUGACUUCGAUAAGUAAUAUGAAAUUGAUGAAUCAAAUAAACUGCCCUUCGAAUGCAGAUUAUGUUGUCGACGAAUUCGAAGAAUCUCCACCAAUGUCUACUUAUUUAGUAGUAUACAUGGUGUCAGAUUUCGUAUACACUGAAGCAAAUAGUGAAAAUGACCAAGUGAAGUACCGUAUUAUUUGCAAGAAGGACUUAGCCAAUCAAACAGAAUUUGCCAUUAACUUGGGACCGAAGGCCCUGAAAUACUACGAGGAUUAUUUCGAUGAAAAAUUCCCGCUGCAAAAACAAGACAUGGCGGCCAUACCCGAUUUUUCUUCAAGUGGUAUGGAGAAUUGGGGUCUCGCCACAUUUACAGAGAGCUGUUUGUUAAUCGAUACGGACGUGGCCUCAACUGCUAUUUUAUAUGAAAUAGCCAAAUUCAUCACUCACGAAAUGGUUCAUCCUUGGUUUGGUGAUCUCGUUACCAUGAAAUGGUGGACCGGCCUUUGGUUGAAUGAAGGAUUCGCCAAUUAUGCAGCACUACGCGGAGUGGAUACCUUGUUUCCCGAAUCAAAAUAUUUCCAAGUCAACAACGUUGAAAACUUUUUAGACGUUUUGGACGCUGAUUCGCUUCAAUCGGCACACCCAUUGUCGGUAGCCAUAAGAAAGCCCGAUGAUAUAGAUUCAAUUUCGUGGGACCAGAUGACGUACACAAAGGGACCAAUUUUGUUUCAUAUGAUGAACACGUUCCUUGGCGAGAAUACGUUCAAACAAGGCAUUAGAAACUACAUACACAAAUACAAAUUUUCCAAUGCCGAACCGGAUGAUUUGUGGAGCUCAUUGACGGAGGAAGCACACCGACAAGGAACUUUGGACAAAAAUCUAACCGUGAAACAAAUAAUGGACACAUGGGCGUUGCAAACAGGUUAUCCCGUAUUGAAUGUCGUCCGGGAUUAUUCUGCGGGCACGGUUACAUUGUCCCAGGAAAGGUAUCUAACGAUCAAAUCAAACGAUACGGACAAUAAAACCUGUUGGUGGAUACCAAUCACUAUGACAACUUCUGGGGACUUUAACCAGACAAAUGCGACAUUUUGGUUGAAUUGCGAAAACAACAACCUCACCACGCCAUUGGCCAAAGACAACGAGUGGGUCAUCUAUAACAUGCAGAUGACAGGUAGGUCUUAUAUUAUUAUAAAAAGGAAGUCCGAUCACACGCACCUGCGCAUCGCUCCCGAUCAGUUUUUUUUUGUUUCGACGGAAAACCCGCGCCGAUCCGAGUGAAUCAAGUGCCUAUCGCUUCGUCUCGAC